AGAAUAAAAAUGCCCGGAGGAGAGAACGAGGGUUUGCUGGAGGAAGGCGCGGAGUGGACGGUGCAGGGGAGCAGAGCUGCACCACUGAGGCUGUACAGCUGCACCACUGAGCCUGUGCAAUGACCGCACAAGGAGCCUGAGAGGCCGGGACCGGGUACUCUGGACUCGUUAAUGCAGUGACGCAGAGAUGCCUGGCUCCAUUCAAUGGGCACCCCGCUCGCCCGAGUACCAGUCUCAGAAGCAAUGCAAGAAGACCUCAUUCGCUUUCUACCAGGCCGUGCGGGACCUGCUCCCAGUCUGGCUCCUGGAGGACAUGCGGCUUAUGGAGGUACUACACUGGGAGGAAGGGGGCAUCAUCAGCUCAUACACACCCUCUGAGGCGCUGCUCUACGCCCUGGUACACGACCACCAGCCUUACGCCCACUACCUGCUCAACCACUUCCCGAACGAUGCCCUAGCUGUGCCAAGCAAGAGCUUCAGCUGCUGCCAGUCUGGAGCUCCUCACCUCACCAUGGCUGUGCGCUAUAACCGGCUGCAGAUCCUGCAAGAAAUUCUGUGCACCCUCCGGAAAUUCCCUUCCGAAAGCCGGACUGUCUACAUCAACCAGCGUGGGUGCCAGCGGGUGGAGGGUGGCAAGACUCCCAUACACCUGGCUUGUGAGCUGCAGCGAGUUGACUGUCUGAUUUUGCUGCUGGGGCACGGUGCCUGCCCGUAUGUUAAGGACUGCAGUGGCAAAUUCCCCCUCGAUUGCCUUCUGCAAGCAAUACAGGACAGUCCGCAGGAUAUGCACCUGAAGAGGCUGUGCCUGGAUUCUGUGCUGCUGUACAUGGCCGCAGGAGUGCCCCUCUCCACCAGGCAGCGGCUUCAAGAAGAGGGCACGGCUUGGCAGGAAAUGCUGGGAAAGGACUUGUACAGAUGGUUGACUGGCACCUCUGCCCCUACCCUCUUCACUCUGUCUAUGCAGAGUCUGCUCAGGGCCCUCCCUGCUGACAGGUUCCCAGAGGUCCUGGAGGAGAUCUCCCUACCAGACUUCUUAAGACCCCUUGCCUUACAGAAGCAAGUCCCAAAAUAGAACAGCUUUUGUUUUGUGAGGGUCUUAACACCCAAGGAUGAUUAUCCCCAACCUCCACCUCUAACUCCCAUCAUGUAGUGUCAGCAGGGUGACACGCAAUACGCAGGCACUUGGCAUGCAAUGUCAGGGGCUGCCAGCUGAUGAUGUACAACAGACAGAUGCCCAGUUCUGCGCCAAGAUGGCGACUUGUUCAAAGCUGCUUGUGUAUCAGUGUAAAGGGGCACCCCACGUGUAAGGUGUAUAUAUCAGUAGUGAGCCAUUUUCAG
Messenger RNA from Bufo gargarizans (Asiatic toad), 1338 nucleotides. It is a transcript of the gene ANKRD9, whose product is annotated as ankyrin repeat domain 9. Bases 188 to 1072 code for a protein of 294 amino acids. Gene Ontology annotation, molecular function: protein binding. The transcript is spliced from 2 exons. The record is from RefSeq and is a predicted model, not a curated record. NCBI's taxonomy places the organism in Eukaryota, Metazoa, Chordata, Amphibia, Anura, Bufonidae.